Messenger RNA from Musa acuminata subsp. malaccensis (wild Malaysian banana), 851 nucleotides. RefSeq names its product DNA repair RAD52-like protein 2, chloroplastic. Lineage: Eukaryota; Viridiplantae; Streptophyta; Magnoliopsida; Zingiberales; Musaceae. The record is from RefSeq and is a predicted model, not a curated record. Gene Ontology annotation, molecular function: DNA binding. Gene Ontology annotation, biological process: double-strand break repair via homologous recombination.
GAACAAGUCCCGUGACAGACUUUUGGAGACCUCGCAGCGGUGUCUCCAUCAUCUCUUCCUUCUCCUUUGGCCUGCGGAUGGAAGCCACGGGAGCCGCCAUCUUCCGUACCCGAUCGGCCAUCCCCGCUGCCGCCGGCAGGGACGCGAGGGUCCCCUUCGCGGCCGCCAGGCGUCCGCGGAGGGCGUCGGUUUUACCGGUUGUGGCGGCCCUGGAGAACGGCGCCAGUGCGUCGGACAGCGUCUCCAAGAAGAGCGUAAGCGGCGGCGGCGGAGGCAGGGUGCCCAACUCCAACUACGUGGUGCCGUUCGAUCUGACCCCCUCCUUCUGUCGCCCCCUCAAGGAGAUCCUCCGGGAUCUCAACAAGAAAGUGCCCGACAACAUCAUCAACGCCGACGACAACUCCAUCCCUUGGUAUCAUGCUAAUAGAAUGCUGAGCUUCUACGCCCCAGGCUGGUGUGGAGAAGUACGUGAUGUUAUAUUCUCGGACAACGGGAAUGUGACAGUGGUAUACCGUGUUACAAUACGAGGAUUGGAUGGAGAGGCACACCGGGAGUCGACCGGAACAGUGUCUUCAAGCGAUGGGCAGUUCGAGGACCCGAUUGCAGCAGCUGAAGAAGUAGCCUUCUGCAAAGCCUGUGCUCGGUUCGGUUUUGGCUUGCAUCUUUACCACGAGAAUGAGGCAGUGUAGAAGAACAAUGUUUACAUCUAUCUUUACCAUGCAAACGAGGCACUGUAGGAUGAUAGCAUGGAUGGGAACUGACUUUUCCAGAUAAAAUUGAUGCAGUCGAGACGAGGUUUGGAUGUUGUAUCAUGUUCUUGAACCGAAAUAGAAGAAGAUAGUUAUAAUAUU